AUGUUAGCAGCAACCCUCGCAAUAACAAACGCCUCCUGGGCCUUCCCUCCUGUAAGCCCUGCACUGCAGAAGCAGCAGCAACAGCAGCAGCAGCGGAGGCCCCCCGUUUACGCUGCUUGGAUUUCUACUGCUGCGUCGCCGGCGCGUUUGAGUAGUAGCAGCAGCAGCAGCAGCAGUCGCCUAUGCAGCAGCAGCACCAGACCUGCGCGCAGCAGCAGCAGCAGCAGCAGCAGCAGCAGGCCACUGCAAUCUUCUUCUCGUUUAUUUUGUGUCUCUUUUGACAGAGAAGAGGAGGAGACACUCGAAGCCCUAUCCAACAAACUGCAGCAGCAGCUGCAACUCCAGCAGCUGCAGCAGCAACUGCAGCAGCAGCAGCAACUGCAGCAGCAAGUGUCUCCCUUGCCUUCGCCACCCGAUACCGCCUCUGCUAUUCUGCAGCGCAAUUUGCUGCUGCUAUCACAGCCCUUGUCUGCUGCUGCUGCGCAGCUGCUAACCGCUCAGCUGCUGCAGCUGGGGGCCUCCGGGGCCCCUGCAGCUACUUUGUACAUUAACUCUCCCGGCUACAGCCCCGACGGGCAAGGGGGAGUGCACGGAGGCGACUUAGAGUGGCUCUCUGCUGCUGCUCUGCUGCUGCAGCAUCAGGCUGCUGCUGCUGCUGCUACACACAGCAGCAGCAGCAGCAAUGCAGCAGCAAAUCAGCAGCAGCAGCAGCAGCAGCCUCUCACUGUAACUACGAUAGCCCUGGGGCAUGCGGGGGGCCCUGCUGCGCUGCUGCUUGCAUGCGGAGCAGCAGGGAGACGCUUCGCAACUCAAAAUACUUGGUUGAGUUUAAAGGCCCCACCUCUCUGCUGCAGCGGCACACCAAAAGAAAUUGCAUGCAGAGCGGAGGCAGCGCGCAGUGACCGCGAGCUGUACAUACACCUGCUGCUGCAAGCCACACAGCAGCAGCAGGAGCAGCAGGAGCAGCAACAGCAGCAGCAGCAGCGGGAGAAGCGAAUAAGGGGGCUGGUGCUGCAAGGAGGGAUUAUCGAUGCUGCUGAAGCGAAGGCCCUGAAGUUAAUCGAUCAGGUAUUAUCCUAUUAG
Molecule: messenger RNA, 1083 nt
Organism: Eimeria acervulina
Lineage: Eukaryota; Apicomplexa; Conoidasida; Eucoccidiorida; Eimeriidae
Exons: 6
Coding region: 1-1083 (360 amino acids)
Biological process (GO): protein quality control for misfolded or incompletely synthesized proteins
Cellular component (GO): endopeptidase Clp complex
Molecular function (GO): ATPase binding; ATP-dependent peptidase activity; serine-type endopeptidase activity
Source: RefSeq, a predicted model, not a curated record